Molecule: messenger RNA, 372 nt
Organism: Cydia splendana
Lineage: Eukaryota; Metazoa; Arthropoda; Insecta; Lepidoptera; Tortricidae
Product: NADH dehydrogenase [ubiquinone] 1 alpha subcomplex subunit 12-like
Exons: 4
Coding region: 28-360 (110 amino acids)
Biological process (GO): mitochondrial respiratory chain complex I assembly; response to oxidative stress
Cellular component (GO): membrane
Source: RefSeq, a predicted model, not a curated record
UUUGAUACUUUUAAGCAUGGCUGCCUGAUGGGCUGGGACGUAAACGGCAACAAAUACUACGAGAACCAGCGGUACAUGAUCGGCCGCAGCCGUUGGGUGGAGUACGCGGAACACUACAAAUGGGAGUAUGACGGCUCUCAGGUGACCCCAGAAUGGUUUGGCUGGCUCCACUACAUGACGGACCAGGUGCCGUGCUGCAACCUCAUCAAGUGCUGUAUGCGGCAGUCGGACUGCCACAACCGGUGGCUCCUGCCUCCCGAGGAGAACAUGACGGGCACUAUACGCCAGUACUACCCGUACUCCACCACCAGGCAGGCCGUCACGGUGUGGGACGGUUCGUCUCUAUGCGAGUUGCCCUGACCCCCCGUUUGC